Astrephomene gubernaculifera is the source of this 1051-nucleotide messenger RNA. Lineage: Eukaryota; Viridiplantae; Chlorophyta; Chlorophyceae; Chlamydomonadales; Astrephomenaceae. The record is from the annotation of a GenBank genome assembly.
CCCUGAACUGACAUUCUGGAUGUUGUUAUAGUUAAUUAUGGUGUAAAUUUUACUUGUGGCGCAAGGGUUGUUGCGCAAGCUCCGACUUGCACAUCCAUGUUACCAUUAUAACUUUACCUCAGAUUCCAGCUGUUCCAUAUCUUCGACAAUGGACAAAGUAUUUCUAUCUGGCUUAGCCGCAAAAGAAUCGCGGAAAGGGGGGUCGUCGUCGCACACGUCAAGCUCCCCACGACCCCCUCCUCCCUCCACCUCCACCCCCCUCGGCUACGGCGUCAGCGGCUCCGCGCUCCUCUCCCCGCACCCCUCCUCCUCCUCCUCACCCCUCCUCUACUCCGGCCGCCCGGCCGAGCACCUCCUCUUCGACGCCGCCUCCGCCGACCUCGUCCUGCUGGUCGCUGACGACGGCAACCCGCCCCGCCCCGUGCCCGUACACCGCGACGUGCUGCUGGCACGCAACCCGGGCGGCUACUUCCCGCGCCUGUUGGCCGACCCGCGGGCCUUCCCGGAGUACUGCGGCCCGCUGCCGCCCGGGGUGGCGGGGGCGCUGGAGGGGAAGCCGGUGAUACGCAGGACUCACUGGCCCUGGUCCGUUGCCUCGGUGCUGCUUGCCUUCAUGUACCGCGACUGCUGCGAGGUACCGUGGGUGCAGCUGCCGGCGGUGCGGCAGGUGGCGCAGGAGAUCGAGCUGCGCAGCCUGACCGAGGCGAUCGACCACCUGCUCGACCCGCAGCACCUGCUUCCCUGGACGGUGGCCGACAUGCGGGCGGCGGCCGCAGCGCUGCGCAAGGGCCCCCUGGAGCAGGCGGCGGAGCGCUACCUGGCGGCCAUGAGGCUGGCGGGAGUGGACGAGAGCACCCGCAUGGCCUCCUUCGUCUACCACGCGCGACAGGCACGUCCCACAUUCGCUCCCUCCUCCCUUCCCGCCCUACCCUCCGCCACCCCCGCCGACCCCGAUAACAACAACAACAACGAUAAUGACGACGACGGCCCCUGCAGCCACCACCGUCACAUGCACCCCUCCACCACCUCCACCACCUCCACCCCCACCACC